Molecule: messenger RNA, 965 nt
Organism: Anastrepha ludens (Mexican fruit fly)
Lineage: Eukaryota; Metazoa; Arthropoda; Insecta; Diptera; Tephritidae
Product: translocator protein
Exons: 3
Coding region: 139-666 (175 amino acids)
Cellular component (GO): mitochondrial outer membrane
Source: RefSeq, a predicted model, not a curated record
AACCCACCGAGUCAAGUAACUGACAGCUGAUAGUUCAGUACAUUUCGGUAAGUCUAGCGAGAAGUAGCUGUAGUGGUACGCGACAAAAAUUACAUCAGAAGAAAAAAAUUACAGAAGGGAAAUUUAAGUUUAAAAAAAAUGAGUGAUGCGCUGAAAAUUGUUGGCGCCGUUGUGCUGCCAAAUGUGGGUGGUUUCAUUAAUGGUAUCAUAACACGCAAAAAUAUACAGACUUGGUACAAGAACCUGAAUUUUCCAUCUUAUCGUCCGCCAAAUUGGAUCUUUGGUCCAGUGUGGACUUCGCUCUACUCAGGCAUGGGCUAUGCUUCUUACUUGGUGUGGCGUGAUGGCGGAGGAUUUAGCGGUGAGGCGCACUUACCGCUUAUUGCGUACGGUACGCAAUUAGCACUCAAUUGGGCCUGGACACCGAUUUUCUUUGGACAACGUAAUAUAAAAGGCGGUCUCAUCGAUAUUAUUGCGUUAACUGCAACUUCCACAGCUUGCGGCAUUCUUUUCUUUAAGGUGAAUAAAGUGGCUGGCCUAUUGUUCAUUCCGUAUGUAGCUUGGUUGAGCUUCGCAACAGUACUCAAUCAUGCAAUGUAUAAAUUGAAUCCUGAUAGUAAAGCUGUGUCUGCUGCUGGCGGUGAGGAGAAGAAGGAAAACGUAUGAUGUCACUUUGGUGUUGUGCUCCUUUUACCGCUACAGUCACUGCUGUUCAAUUACUGCGUUGCACCUAUUGCAACAAUUUCAACAACAACAAGCAAAAUACAAAAAGCUAUACACACUAAAAUAUUAAAUCUAAAAUGUUAACGUACUUGUAGCCCAUAACUAUCCUACCAUAAAAUAAAAAUAUUUGCUUAUACUUUUAUAUACAUACAAACAAAUAGUAUUUACAUAUGUACAUUUAUGCACACAAGUUGCCUGAAAAUAUUAAAAUGAUGUCGGUAGUUGCAGAUAAUGUGGACCAA